Lactuca virosa is the source of this 869-nucleotide messenger RNA. The record is from the annotation of a GenBank genome assembly. Lineage: Eukaryota; Viridiplantae; Streptophyta; Magnoliopsida; Asterales; Asteraceae.
GGAAAUGCCAUUGGCGCUUGUUUAUAGUAUUUUUUAAAACUUCUUUCUUCUCCAAUUUCUCCAUCCAUAAUCCAUAUCUCCAUGAUAGUGUAUGAGACCCUAAAACCCAACUUCUGAGUUGUGAUUCAUCUCUCCCAAAUCCAAAGUCCAAACAGCUUGCUUAAUUAACCAUGGAGCUUAGACCCGCUGUCUUCAUCCUAACCCUACCAUUUCUAUCCACCAUUGCUCAAUCAGUCCGUUUCCAGAUUGAAUCAGGUGUGACAAAAUGCAUACACGAUGAACUCAAAAUCAAUUCUAUGACAGUCGCUGAGUACUCCGUUGUUAAUCCAAACGAAGGACAUCCCUUGCCUGAACAUCACAAGAUCAGUGUCGCGCUGUUUACAGAAAAGGAAAAGCGACUUCAUCAUGCUGAAUUAGUAGAAUCAGGACAUUUCACGUUUCAUGUUGAAGAAAAUGGGAAGCAUCUGCUUUGCUUUUUGACCGACGCUCACGAGCCGAUUCUAAACACGACUGUGGAGUUAAAUUGGAGGUCUGGGGUUGCUGCUACAGGUUGGUCUAAUGUCGCCAAGAAAGAGACUGUAGAUACGAUGGAAUUAGAGCUGAAGAAAAUGGAGGACACAAUUUCUGUGAUUAUGGAGGAGAUGUUUGACCUUCGAGACAGAGAAGAAGAUAUGCAAGAGUUAAUGAGGCAUACAAACUCGAUAAUGGGUUAUUUGGGUUUGGUUUCGUUGUUUAUUUGCUUGUCUGUGGCGGGAAUACAAGCAUUGCCACCAGAGGUUGCCAAACACCCCAUGUUGAAGCCAAAGGGUGGUGUGUGUGCCGAACACACCUCAACAAUUGUCGAGGUGUUGUUGCACCACUUUCCGUAG